AUGACUCCCUCCGCCUCGACUCGCACGCACAAAAAGUACUUGGAAGUCUCCAAUGCACCGCCCGUGUAUUCUUCAGCCGACGAACUUAACGCGUACUUUGGUGAAUUCGGCGGCUGCUUCGUGGCCGAGACGCUCAUUCAAGUCCACCACGACCUCAUCCAGGAGUACGUGAAAGCCACGCAGGACCCGUCGUUUCGUGAGGAGCUGGAGCAAUUAGGCCGCGACUACGUCGGUCGUCCCACGCCGCUGUACCAUGCCAAGCGUCUCACUGAGCACGCGCAAGGAGCUCAGAUCUGGCUCAAGCGCGAGGACUUGGCGCACACUGGUGCUCACAAGAUCAACAAUGCUCUGGGGCAAGCGGUGCUGGCCAAGCGGCUGGGCAAGACCCGGAUUAUCGCCGAGACGGGGGCUGGGCAGCACGGCGUGGCGACCGCUACAGCUUGUGCGUUGUUGGGGCUCGACUGUGUUGUCUACAUGGGCUAUGUCGACACGCAGCGCCAGUCGCUCAACGUCUUCCGGAUGAAGAUGCUCGGUGCCAAGGUUAUUGCAGUCAAGAGCGGCUCGCAGACGCUCAAGGAUGCUGUGAAUGAAGCCAUUCGUGACUGGGUCACGAACGUAAAUGACACGCACUACAUUAUUGGCUCGGCCAUUGGUCCACACCCGUUUCCGACCAUUGUCCGUGACUUCCAAGCCAUCAUGGGUCGCGAGAUCAAAGCCCAGCUGCAAGAAGAGAUUGGCCGACUGCCGGAUGCAAUCGUCGCUUGUGUCGGCGGAGGCAGCAAUGCCAUCGGUAUGUUCCACCCGUUCGUCAAGGACGAAGAGGUGGCGAUUUAUGGCGUGGAAGCUGGUGGGGACGGGGUUGACACGCCUCGGCACUCGUCGACACUGUUGGGUGGUCGACUGGGCGUGCUCCACGGUACCAAGACAUAUGUCAUGCAAGACCUUGCAGGUCAAGUUAUCGAGACGCACUCGGUGUCUGCUGGUCUGGACUACGCUGGUGUCGGCCCCGAGCACGCGUUCCUGAAAGAUUCUGGCCGUGCCAAGUACGUGAGCGUAACGGACAAGGAGGCGCUAGAAGCUUUCCAGCUCAUGUCUCAGCGUGAGGGAAUUAUUCCAGCGCUUGAGAGUGCUCACGCGGUACACUUUGGUGUACAGCUAGCGUCCACGUUGUCCCCUGAUCAGGUGAUCGUCAUUAACGUCAGUGGCCGUGGUGACAAGGAUAUGCUGCAGGUCGCCAAAGAGCUCGGUGUCAAUCUCGACGACGACCUCACCGAUAACUGA
Messenger RNA from Peronospora matthiolae, 1281 nucleotides. The record is from the annotation of a GenBank genome assembly. Lineage: Eukaryota; Oomycota; Peronosporomycetes; Peronosporales; Peronosporaceae.